Messenger RNA from Psylliodes chrysocephalus, 2364 nucleotides. The record is from the annotation of a GenBank genome assembly. NCBI's taxonomy places the organism in Eukaryota, Metazoa, Arthropoda, Insecta, Coleoptera, Chrysomelidae.
AUGCCGGUCGGCGUAGCCAGGUAUGGAUUAAAAUUUUCUGGUGGCGGCGAAGCCGUCACCCUACGAGAACUCGUUGCUUCGUCUUCUUGUUGUCACGGCAUUAUUAUUAUUAUUAUUUGUUCACAAUGUGGAUCCUAUGAAGUAGUAAAUCAAUGUGCUUCAAAGUGCGUAGAUGAGCCAACAUGUCAAAAUCCGAAUCCUAUACAAAAACCUGGCACACCUUGCUUAGCAAUAUGCGUAAAAAGAUGUGAAUGUGACGCGAAAAAUGGAUGGAUUCGGUCUUCAUCUAACGGAACUUGUAUACAAAAAUCAACCUGCAAAUCAGAACAAUGUGGACCCCAUGAAAUAGUAAAUAAAUGUGCUUCGAAGUGUGUAGAUGAGCCAACAUGUCAAAAUCCGAAUCCUAUACAAAAACCAGGCACACCUUGUUUACUAAUAUGUGUAAAAAGAUGUGAAUGUGACGCGAAAAAUGGAUGGAUUCGGUCUUCAUCUAACGGAGCUUGUAUACAAAAAUCAACCUGCAAAUCAGAACAAUGCGGACCUAAUGAAGUAGUAAAUAAAUGUGCUUCGAAGUGCGUAGAUGAGGCAACAUGUCAAAAUCCGAAUCCCAUACAAAAACCUGGCACACCUUGCGUACUAAUAUGUGUAAAAAGAUGUGAAUGUGACGCGAAAAAUGGAUGGAUUCGGUCUUCACCUAAUGGACCUUGUAUACAAAAAUCAACUUGCAAAUCAGAACAAUGUGGACCCCAUGAAGUAGUAAAUCAAUGUGCUUCGAAGUGCGUAGAUGAGCCAACAUGUCAAAAUCCGAAUCCUAUACAAAAACCAGGCACACCUUGCUUACUAGUAUGUGUAAAAAGAUGUGAAUGUGACGCGAAAAAUGGAUGGAUUCGGUCUUCACCUAACGGAACUUGUAUACAAAAAUCAACUUGCAAAUCAGAACAAUGUGGACCCCAUGAAGUAGUAAAUCAAUGUGCUUCGAAGUGCGUAGAUGAGGCAACAUGUCAAAAUCCGACUCCCAUACAAAAACCUGGCACACCUUGCGUACUAAUAUGUGAAAAAAGAUGUGAAUGUGACGCGAAAAAUGGAUGGAUUCGGUCUUCACCUAAUGGAACUUGUAUACAAAAAUCAACCUGCAAAUCAGAACAAUGUGGACCCCAUGAAAUAGUAAAUAAAUGUGCUUCGAAGUGUGUAGAUGAGCCAACAUGUCAAAAUCCGAAUCCUAUACAAAAACCAGGAACACCUUGCUUACUAAUAUGUGUAAAAAGAUGUGAAUGUGACGCGAAAAAUGGAUGGAUUCGGUCUUCACCUAACGGACCUUGUAUACAAAAACCAACCUGCAAAUCAGAACAAUGCGGACCCCAUGAAGUAGUAAAUCAAUGUGCUUCGAAGUGCGUAGAUGAGGCAACAUGUCAAAAUCCGAAUCCUAUACAAAAACCUGGCACACCUUGCUUAGACAUAUGUGUAAAAAGAUGUGAAUGUGACACGAAAAAUGGAUGGAUUCGAUCCUCGCCUAAUGGACCUUGUAUACAAAAAUCAACUUGCAAAUCAGAACAAUGUGGACCCCAUGAAGUAGUAAAUCAAUGUGCUUCGAAGUGCGUAGAUGAGGCAACAUGCCAAAAUCCGAAUCCUAUACAAAAGCCAGGCACACCUUGCUUAGCAAUAUGCGUAAAAAGAUGUGAAUGUGACGCGAAAAAUGGAUGGAUUCGGUCUUCACCUAACGGACCUUGUAUACAAAAAUCAACUUGCAAAUCAGAACAAUGUGGACCCAAUGAAGUAGUAAAUCAAUGUGCUUCGAAGUGCGUAGAUGAGGCAACAUGUCAAAAUCCGAAUCCCAUACAAAAACCUGGCACACCUUGCGUACUAAUAUGUGUAAAAAGAUGUGAAUGUGACGCGAAAAAUGGAUGGAUUCGGUCUUCACCUAACGGAACUUGUAUACAAAAAUCAACUUGCAAAUCAGAACAAUGUGGACCCAAUGAAAUAGUAAACGAAUGUGCAUCAAAGUGCGUAGGUGAACCCACAUGUCAAAUCCCGAAUCCUACACAAGAACCUGGAACCGCUUGCAUAACGUUGUGUGUAAAAAGAUGUGAAUGUGACGCAAAAAAUGGUUGGAUACGAGCUACUUCUAAGGGUGUGUGCAUUAAAAAAGAUGCUUGUCCAUCUGGAGUAUGUCCAAAGCAUGAAAAGCAGGGAUGUGCUCCCUGUUGUCCUGAUCCAACCUGCCAGAACAGGGAACCUAGCUGCCCUGAUAAUAUGAAAUGCCCAAAGAUAUGUCGUUUAACGUGUAGAUGUAAAAAGCGAUUUAUCAGAGAUAUUUCAACUGGAAAGUGUGUACCAAAAGGACGGUGUCCAAAAACAAAAUGUUAA